UAAAAUUUAGAGAGAAGCAGCACAUAGGGAAAGAGCAAAAGAUCUCAGCCCUUUUAGUACUUUACUAAUUUUAACAGCCUCUUCCUCCUUCUCUCCAUCUUUUGAAGGCUGAGGCAACAGGAACAGAGCAACUAAAAACGCCAUGUUAUGUAACAGAUCAAGCUCGCCAUUGCUUAUUCUUUUAGUGGGUUUUGUUUUCUUUCUCUUUCUCUCCACAUCUUCUUCAGCAACCACUUUAACUUCUCAUCUACAGACUCUAAAUAUUCCCGAGGCUGUUAGUGAUGAGAGUUUUAAUGGUGUACUGAUACCGUUGGAGACAAGAAGGCAUCUUGAAGAAGAGAACUCAAACUCCACUCUGAUAUUGGCUGCAAAAAGAACUCGAAGGAAAGACCCUUUGGAUAACUUGAAUCGUUAUACUGGUGGCUAUAAUAUCAGCAAUAAACAUUACUGGGCUUCUGUUAGUUUAACGGCAGCUCCCUUCUUUCUCAUUGCUGGAAUUUGGUUUGUGCUCUUUGGACUGUCCUUGGCCUUCAUCUGUCUCUGUUAUUGCUGCUGUAGAAGAGAACCUUAUGGCUAUUCUCGAAUGUGCUAUGCUCUCUCUCUCAUUUUCCUCAUUUUCUUCACAAUCUCCGCAAUUGUGGGGUGUGUUGUUCUCUAUACUGGUCAGCAGAAGUUCCACAGCAUUACUACACAUACAUUGGAUUAUGUUGUGAAUCAGGCAAAUGUUACUGCUGAAAACCUCAGGAAUGUGUCAGAUUAUCUUGCUGCAGCUAGGAGUGUUUCUGUUGACAAUAUGUUACUGCCAGGCAAUAUUCGAAACAGCAUCAGUGACAUUGAGACGAAGAUCAACUCCUCUAGCAGCACUCUUUCCAAUCGUACACAAGAAAAUUCCAAAGAUAUAGAGGAUGGUUUAGAUACCAUGAGACUGGUUCUCAUUAUCCUUGCUGCUGUAAUGCUUGCUUUGGCAUUUCUUGGAUUUUUAUUCUCCAUUCUUGGAAUGCAGUGUCUUGUAUACUCCCUGGUGAUUCUUGGGUGGAUUCUUGUUGCGGGCACAUUUAUUUUGUGCGGAGUAUUCCUUCUUGUGCAUAAUGUGGUUGCAGAUACGUGUGUUGCAAUGGACGAGUGGGUCUUGCACCCUACUGCUAAAACAGCAAUGGAUGAUAUAAUUCCUUGUGUGGACAAUGCAACUGCUCAGGCAACCUUGCGACAAACCAAGGAAGUUACAUAUCAACUAGUCAAUGUUGUUGAUACCAUAAUCAACAGUGUUUCCAACAGAAAUUUCCCUCCGCAGGCAGGACCUUUGUAUUAUAACCAAUCUGGUCCAUUGAUGCCUGUUCUUUGCAACCCAUUUAAUUCUGACUUCACAGAACGGCAAUGUGUCGCUGGCGAAGUGGACUUCAACAAUGCUACUGAGGUGUGGAAGAAUUAUAUCUGUCAGGAUCAAUCUGGAAUUUGUAAGACAACUGGUCGAAUUACUCCGAGCACAUACAACCAAAUGGCAACUGCUGUGAACUUAAGCUAUGGGUUGCGUCGAUAUGGCCCUUUCUUGGUUAGCUUGCAAGACUGCACUUUCGUUCGGCAAACUCUUACAGUCAUCAGCCACUCUUACUGUCCUAACUUGAGACGAUACACCGAAUGGAUCUAUGUCGGGCUAGUGAUGGUAUCUGCUGCUGUGAUGCUGUCAUUGAUCUUCUGGGUAAUCUACGCAAGAGAGCGAAGGCAUCGUGUGUAUACGAAGCAGUUGUUGUCUAGAGGCAUGGAAAGCCGAGACAAGGCCCCAUAGAGAUGUGCUAAUGUAGUUAGUUGCUUUAUUCUGCGUAUACCUUGGGUAGCAUAGGUUGCAAUAUUUUUGGACAUUGUACAUUAUGAGUCCUUAGGCUUGGCUAUUACUCAGUUUAGCUCCAUAUGUGUCAACUGAAAUGGGUGCGUCUUACAUUACCUCUAAGGUAUGAUGAUUUAUUGUCUUAGUAUUAUUAAUAAUUCAUACAUUUCAGAUUUUAUUUCUG
Manihot esculenta (cassava) is the source of this 2006-nucleotide messenger RNA. RefSeq lists its product as uncharacterized. The transcript is spliced from 9 exons. Gene Ontology annotation, cellular component: plasmodesma; plasma membrane. The record is from RefSeq and is a predicted model, not a curated record. The coding region runs from base 143 to 1783 and encodes 546 amino acids. Lineage: Eukaryota; Viridiplantae; Streptophyta; Magnoliopsida; Malpighiales; Euphorbiaceae.